Aquila chrysaetos chrysaetos is the source of this 3743-nucleotide messenger RNA. It is a transcript of the gene SLC35D1, whose product is annotated as solute carrier family 35 member D1. The transcript is spliced from 12 exons. Gene Ontology annotation, molecular function: antiporter activity; GDP-fucose transmembrane transporter activity. Lineage: Eukaryota; Metazoa; Chordata; Aves; Accipitriformes; Accipitridae. Bases 13 to 1083 code for a protein of 356 amino acids. The record is from RefSeq and is a predicted model, not a curated record. Gene Ontology annotation, cellular component: Golgi apparatus.
CCCCCCGCAGCCAUGUCGUCGCCGUCGGCGGCGCGCAGACGCCCGGCGGCCGGGGCCGAGGGGGGAGCCCCCGCGGGAGCCCCCGCGCCCGGCGAUGCGGAGCGGGGGAUGGCGGCGCCGGGCUUCACGCUCUGCCUCAAGCUGCUGGCGGCGGCCUUCUACGGGCUCAGCUCCUUCCUCAUCGUCGUCGUCAACAAGAGCGUCCUCACCACCUACGGGUUCCCCUCCUCGCUGUGCGUGGGGCUGGGCCAGAUGCUGGCGACGGUGGCGGUGCUCUGGGCGGGCAAGGCGCUGCGGGUGCUCAAGUUCCCCGACCUCGACAGACACGUCCCCCGGAGGACGUUUCCUCUACCUCUUCUGUAUUUCGGGAACCAAAUCACAGGACUGUUCAGCACCAAGAAACUGAACCUGCCGAUGUUCACCGUCCUGCGAAGGUUUUCCAUCCUGUUUACAAUGUUUGCCGAAGGAUUCUUACUCAAGAAGAAGUUUUCUUGGAGUGUCCAGAUGACAGUAUUUGCUAUGAUCAUCGGUGCGUUCGUAGCUGCUAGUGCUGACUUGGCAUUCGAUCUGGAAGGAUAUAUUUUUAUCCUUAUUAACGAUGCCUUAACAGCUGCAAACGGUGCCUAUGUGAAACAGAAGCUGGAUUCAAAGGAGCUGGGAAAAUACGGUCUGCUAUAUUACAAUGCACUGUUUAUGAUCCUUCCCACCUUGACCAUUGCCUACUUCACCGGAGAUGCGCAGAAGGCAAUGGAGUACCAGGGCUGGGCAGACACGCUCUUCGUCGUGCAGUUUACGCUGUCGUGUGUAAUGGGGUUUAUUUUGAUGUACUCCACGGUUCUUUGCACUCAGUAUAAUUCUGCUCUUACAACUACAAUAGUUGGCUGCAUUAAGAAUAUUUUAAUAACCUAUAUUGGGAUGUUUUUUGGAGGAGACUAUAUUUUUACAUGGACGAACUUCAUUGGUUUAAAUAUCAGUAUUGCUGGAAGCCUGGUGUAUUCCUACAUCACUUUUACGGAGGAGCAAAUGAGCAAGCAGUCUGAAGCUGGCAUCAAGAUGGAUAUUAAAGGAAAAAGCUCUGUGUGACCGGGGAGAGGCUUUUUUUGGAAGCAACCUAUUUCUGUUCAGCUGAUCACGGGCAGAAUGCGGGAAGGAAUCCGGGGCGUCUGCCAUGGAGUAACGGUGAUGCUCUUAAUUUGCACAACCUAGAUUGCUGCCUUUACAAAUUAUUGGGAAGGUAACUGACUGCACGGUGAAGAAUACAUCUAAUUAAGUCUGAUCGUGAGGAAUUAAUGGGUUUCUAAUCACGCUGAGAUUUGGCAGUAGAGAUUGGCACAGGCAGCGUACACGUUUGAAUCGUGGAGGACUGUGCCAGCUCGGAGGGCCGUACCCCGAGCAUCCUUGGCUGCGUCUCGUCUCGGCGCAGCCGGGGAUGGGUGCUGGGGCUGGCUCUGCUCCGUGCCUCCCCCAGCCCGGUCCCUCCGGUGCGACCGUGGUACCCGGCACGGAUCCGGCCCCAAGGGGCAGGCGAACCCCUCCUCUCCCCAGGGGAGAGGAGCUGCGGCGUCGCAGCCCAUGCGAGGCGAGCGCUGGUGUCCCCCCAGCAAAGCCGCUUUGGCAGGAUGCUCCUGGUCUGGGCCAAAACCUCUGUUGAAUGCUCAGUGCUCUCUGAACUCACGCUUGUUAAUUGGGUUUUGGUUUUUUUUUUUUGUUCUGUUUGUUAACCCACUUUUAAAGCUGGGUUUACCUGCCUUGGUUUCUAAGAGCGCUGCAAACAUUCAUCCCUCUCCUUCCCACCCAAGGUUGCUUUUACGAGGCUCAGGGACGUUCCCAACAUGAAGGUUUUACCUGCCACCGGUGAGCUCGGCAGGGCCAGCAGCAUCCUUCAGACCACCCCAGGGUCAGAAACCUUUGGAUUUGGAAAAGCUGCUGGCCAUGCCAGGGCUGGCCCUGGUGCAGGGACCCUCGCAGGGCACUUUGGAUCCAACGGGGAGUAGCUGCAGGGUGCGCAGGAGAGCUGACAUUGUCCCACCUGGCACGCAGAGCCUCCUCUCUCAAUCCAGAAAAUCCGCUGCAAAGGCUGCGGCUCCUGCCCCUGCAACCCCCUUCCCACCCAUCAGCACCCUGCACGUGCCUGGGAGAGGCGCAGGGACUCGAAUCAUGGGUUUUGGGCAAGUGGAUGGGAAACUCGGGGGGCUGGCGGCUCUGCGGGUGCUCCUGCUUGUCCCUGCGAGCACGCAUGGCGUGUGCCCAUGCUGCAGCACCAGCACUUCGGCUCUGGCCAAGCCCUGUCCCGCAGUUUUUUUGAUGUAGUAAUCCUUUGGUUUGUGACCCGUUAAAAGAAUGGGAUUUUUAAUAUGUCGGGCAGUGUUAACUGAUUUUUUUUUUUUUUUUUUUUUUUAAAGGUUGUCUUAACACAGCACUUCUUUCUAGGUCUUUUUUGGAUUGUCUUUUGUUUUAAAAAGAAUUGUUUAUAAUCUUGGUUAAAAAAAAAUUUGGUAAAACUGUAUGAGGUUUUUUUGUAUACAUUCCUUUGGUAACCAGGAAAAUAGCUUCUAUAGACAAUGUAAUUUGUUUCUGGAAGAUAGUUGCUGAAAAUGUAACUGCUGUUUGGCGAAGCUGCGUUUAUUGGAAUGCUUAACAUUGAAGUUUUUAUAUGUGACCGAGAAUUUCUCUGAACAGUGCUGGUAAAGAUGCAGAGCGAGUCUGCCAGCCCCUGCGCUACUGCCUGCUCCAAAAUCCCAUCCCUGGAGUUGUUCUGGCCAGGUGUGCCAGAGCUGGCAUCUUCCCUUCUCUCCCUUUCGGGGUCAGUGGGAUGCAGAAUGUGCGUAGCGGGGGAUUGGUGUGGUUACUGUAUUUGUAAGGCGUGUGGCAGCACAGAGGGCUGAGUCGGUGCGUCCCCGAGCGAGAAGCAGCCCUUCAGUGGGGCUCCCUGCCUUGUAGUGCGGAAUUGGAGAAAAAAAAAAAAAAAAAAAAAUUCCCCAGUCAUUCUUAUUGCUUCCUCCAUUUCUAAGACCUCAGACUUGCAGUUGGCUGCAGAGCUCUUCUUUUUAUAAGGAAAGAUAAAUGCUUCCUGCUGUGCAGAAGACCCAGAGCUACUCACACAUCAGCUCCAGGUGGGGUUACUGGUCCCUGCACUGGUUCCCAGCAGCGGGGUGGUGCUGGGGCUGGCAGACCCCUGUCCUGGUGCCCCGGUCCCUGCAGCCCCUUCCAGUGUGUGAUUUCACGGGUGCUGUACUGCACCAAACCCCUGUCCUUCAGCCAGGCCUGUGCAUUCCUCUCGCUUGCUUCAACAGAAAUAUUUGCCAAUCACUUUUUGCCACGUUUGCUUGUAACUUCGCUGUGCUGAGGCGUUUGCAGUCGGGAUGUCAAUUCUGUCGAAGGUUUUGAUUUUUAUUUUUUGAAUCUACUGGUUAGAUUUCUUGUCCAAACGGUAAAAUGUUUUUAAAGCUUAUUUUGUUUGUAACUGGGCACACUUCAGUGCCAGGGUCUGGAUGGUAUUGUAUACACUGGGAAAGCGAACAGAGUUCCUACGACAGUAUUUUCUAUGCUAUUAAUAGACUAAAAGUUUUUCUAUAUAGAAUCUAUUUACAAAAUGACCGUUUUAGUGAUUAAAAGAGUGACCUUUUUAUUUGAAUGUAUGACAGGCUUUAUAUGUCAGUCAGUGGAUGACAGCAAAAAGAAUUUUAUGAUGUGCCUAUGUAUUUUUGUACUGGCUUCAAAUAAACCGAUGACCUUCCCUCCUA